Molecule: messenger RNA, 2204 nt
Organism: Trichomycterus rosablanca
Lineage: Eukaryota; Metazoa; Chordata; Actinopteri; Siluriformes; Trichomycteridae
Gene: cry2
Product: cryptochrome circadian regulator 2
Exons: 12
Coding region: 72-1874 (600 amino acids)
Biological process (GO): negative regulation of DNA-templated transcription; circadian regulation of gene expression; entrainment of circadian clock by photoperiod
Cellular component (GO): cytoplasm; nucleus
Molecular function (GO): FAD binding; DNA binding
Source: RefSeq, a predicted model, not a curated record
AGUGGGUUGGUAAAAGUGACAAUGAGGAUAAGCGGGUCGUAUUUGUACUAUAACGGACUAAAUGAGCGAGAAUGGUGGUGAAUUCGGUGCAUUGGUUCAGGAAAGCGCUGCGGCUCCAUGAUAACCCGGCUCUGCAGGAGGCUCUGCGUGGAGCGGACACGGUGCGCUGUGUUUAUGUUUUGGAUCCGUGGUUCGCCGCAGCCAACGUGGGACUGAACCGCUGGAGGUUUCUGCUGGAGUCGUUAGAGGAUCUGGAUACCAGCUUGAGGAAACUGAACUCGAGGCUCUUCGUGGUGAGAGGACAACCUGCCAAUGUGUUUCCCACACUUUUCAAGGAGUGGAACGUGACUCGUCUGACGUUCGAGUUUGACUCCGAGCCGUAUGGUAAGGAGCGAGAUGGUGCCAUUAUUAAAAUGGCUCAGGAAUUCGGCGUGGAGACGGUGGUUAGGCACUCUCACACACUCCACAAUCCCGACAGAAUCAUCGAGAUGAACAACAACAACCCGCCGCUCACCUUCAAACGCUUUCAGGCCAUAAUAAGCCGACUCGAUCUGCCCAAGAAACCGCUGCCCACCAUCACACAGGAGCAGAUGAACAGCUGCAGGACCAAGAUCUCAGAUAAUCAUGAUGAACACUACAGUGUGCCCACUCUGGAGGAACUGGGGUUUAAGAAUCAUGCCGAUGGGGUGCCAGUGUGGAAGGGGGGUGAAUCAGAGGCUCUGGAGAGACUCGGUAAACACUUAGACAAAAAGGCAUGGGUGAGUAAUUUCGAGCGACCUCGAAUAAAGGCUCACUCGCUGCUUGCCAGUCCCACUGGUCUGGGUCCGUACCUCUGUUUCGGCUGCCUGUCAUGCCGAGUGCUUUAUUACCACUUACGAGAGCUCUACAUGAAGCUGCGGCGGCGCUCCAGUCCUCCUCUCUCGUUGUUCAGACAGCUGCUGUGGCGCGAGUUCUUCUACACGGCGGCCACGAACAACCCCAGCUUCGACCGUAUGGAGGGGAACCCUAUCUGCGUCCAGAUCCCCUGGGACCAGAACCCAGUGGCUCUGGCAAAGUGGGCCGAGGGCAAGACGGGUUUCCCUUGGAUCGACGCCAUCAUGUGCCAGCUGAGACAGGAGGGCUGGAUUCACCACCUGGCUCGCCAUGCUGUCGGCUGCUUUCUCACCCGUGGAGACCUGUGGAUCAGCUGGGAGAGCGGCAUGAGGGUGUUUGAGGAGCUGUUACUGGAUGCAGACUGGAGUGUGAAUGCCGGGAGCUGGAUGUGGCUCUCCCGCAGUGCUUUCUUCCAGCAGUUUUUUCACUGUUAUUGCCCCGUGGGUUUUGGCCGCCGCAUCGACCCCACCGGAGAGUUCAUACGAAAAUAUAUUCCAAAGCUGAAGGACUUUCCGAGCUGCUACAUCCACGAGCCAUGGAAAGCACCAGAACCGAUUCAGAAGGCCGCAAACUGCAUCGUGGGAGUGGAUUAUCCCAAACCCAUGGUCAACCACGCCGAGAGCAGCCGGCUUAACAUCGAGAGGAUGAAGCAGGUUUACCAGCAGCUCUCACACUACAGAGGACUUAGCCUGCUAGCGUCUGUGCCCACCAUUCAGGAGGAGGUUGAGCCCUCACUGUCGGACGACUCUCAGGCCAGCAGCAGUGGGGUCGUCUCCACUUCCUGCCAACCCCAGCUUGAGCCUGCAUCUCAGCCUGCACAUCAGGCCACCCAGUCGAAUCCUGAUCCAGAGCUCAGCCCUGAUUCAGAACCUUCAUCUUCAGCUACCGCUGCAGUGAGGAAGCGUGCUCACUGCUCUGAAGUGCAGAACUCUCAAAAUCCUAAAGUCCAGCACACCAGUCAGACCAGAACAGAUCACCAGCACACAGAGGACAAGAUGUAAACUCUCCGAUGAACUGCCAACCAGGACAGAAAGAAACAGAGAGGAGGCUUUGUCAGAAAAAACAGUAAAGGAGAUGAAUUAACUUCAUGACAACUUGGACGAGAUGAAAAACAUGAAGAAAUGACAAUCAGACUGUAGUAUGUUUGAAACAUUAGACAGAUACAGCUCAUCCUGCUCUCGGCCUGCUUCUCUUUAUUAACCAGAUUAAAUACAAUCCUUUAUUUCUAGCACUUGGCAAGGCUGAUAGACAGUUAUGACAAUUAUCAACCCUUCCUGCCGUGAAGCACGACGUAAAACAAUCAAAUAAAUAAAUAAUCAAUCAGACAUUCA